CAUAAAAAGAGGACGGACUCGUUUCCUGUAAGCGCUUCAGUCGGUGCAUGUGUUUGGAUGUUAUUAAAUGUAAUUACGUGUAAAAUAAGUCGCUAAGCCACACCGCAACACCUGGCGAGUGUUUUCUGUCGGACGAGGACGAGGAGGGGUUAAACAAUGAACGUCAUCUUUCGAAAGGUGUCCGUCGUACGACAGGCGUUUGUGUUGAAUCAAGCUCUGACAUUAUGCCGGGCCACACCAUCCAUCCAGCAUCCUGUUUGGGAUUGCGUAAACAUAAGACAACACAGAUCCAAGCCAACCAACGGGAUUGGGAGCUGGAGAUAUCUAGUACCUAGAGCACCGCGAAAGAAAAAGAAGGAGGGGAAAAAGAUGAAACCGAUCGUUGAAGCGACGGACACAUCGUACGGGAGUCUGAACGUGACGGUGUCGGGUUACGACAUGACGCUGGUGGAGUAUUACUCCCAGCACAUACACAACCUCUGCAACCUGCUCAGCAUCAAAGUGUUAGAAUGCUAUGCUUUGCCAACCAAGACCACCGAGGUCAUGCUAAUGCAAGAAAAAGGCACCAAGAUGUACGUCGAUUGCAUCCUGAAGACUCAUAAGCGAGUCGUCCAGUUGAGCAGUCUGAACACCACACUGUGUCCCAUUUUAAUGGAGGUUGUUUUGAAGAACCAACCAGAGGGAAUCCAGCUCUCUAUGAAGGAGCACACCAAGGAGGAUUUCCAGGCGCGGUUCAAGGCCCGUCCAGAGCUGGAGGGACUCCUCGCUCAGAUCACUUAUUAGGAUGUUUCACCUUCCAAAACCACAAAACCAUGCAGGACCUUGUCCACCCGUUGGAUUUACUUUAUUUAUUUCAUGGCAUUCUGAAUUCUGAUCAUUUCAAAUACUGUAUAUCAUAUGUGAUAUUCUGAAAAAAUAAAACCUCCUUUUUUCCAA
Molecule: messenger RNA, 936 nt
Organism: Centropristis striata (black sea bass)
Lineage: Eukaryota; Metazoa; Chordata; Actinopteri; Perciformes; Serranidae
Gene: mrpl48
Product: mitochondrial ribosomal protein L48
Exons: 8
Coding region: 157-783 (208 amino acids)
Cellular component (GO): mitochondrial ribosome
Source: RefSeq, a predicted model, not a curated record